Messenger RNA from Thermochaetoides thermophila DSM 1495, 918 nucleotides. RefSeq lists its product as uncharacterized. The transcript has 3 exons. The record is from RefSeq and is a predicted model, not a curated record. Gene Ontology annotation, cellular component: cytoplasm. Bases 1 to 918 code for a protein of 305 amino acids. NCBI's taxonomy places the organism in Eukaryota, Fungi, Ascomycota, Sordariomycetes, Sordariales, Chaetomiaceae.
AUGUCAGAAGCCAGCAGCACCCCUAACCAGGAUGCAGCCGCCAGUGGCAGCGCCAGCACGACUACUGCUGUUGCCAGUAGCACCAGCACCAACAACAGCACCGGCCUACCGCCGAAGCCGACGACGUACUCGACGGACCCCGCACUGUACAUCUAUACAUCGCUGACCGCCGGCUCGUCGCAUAUCGUCACGGCGACAUCACGACUCGAGACCAUCCUACGCGCCAAUCGCAUCCCCUUCAAGGCCAUCGACCUCGCCACUGACGAGAAGGCUCGCAUGCUAUGGGGGCGCCGCGCGGGCAAGGAUAAGAAGGGCCGCCAGCGCAAGCUGCCUGCGUUGGUGCAGAUGGGCAUGGUGUUGGGUGACAUCGUCGAGAUCGAGGAAUGGAAUGAAUACGGCGAGCUCAAGCAGCACGUCACCUUCUAUUACGACGAGUUUACCCAGCCCUCGCUGCAGCAGCACCAGGAGUGGCUCAAGAAGCAGGAGCAGCUCAAGCAGCAACGGCAACAACAGCAGCAACAAGCUAAGCCCGCCGCCCCCCCUGCCGCUCCUCCGGCUCCGCCGCCGCUCCCUGAGAAGACAUCCGCGACCACGACAACGACGAGCAAACCGACACCCGUCGCGACGAACCCUGCGGCUGCGGCUGCUGCUGCUGCUCUGCCUAUUCGCAGCAUAGCUGAGGAGGCUGCUGCUAAGGCGAAGCAGGUUCAAUUGCAAGCGUUGAGGGAGAAGGUCCACGGCAAAGCCGGGGCCAAGGCCGGGACGUCCGCUGUGACGACGGAGAAGACGUCAGAAGUGAAGGCUAUAAGUGAGGGAACGGAAGAGAAGGCUAAGCUGCAGGCUGGGAAGGAAAGCGAGGAGACAAAGAAGGAGGAGGAGAAGGAGGAGGAGAAGAAGGAGGACGAGAGCAUAGAUUAA